This is a messenger RNA of Hemibagrus wyckioides, 8531 nucleotides long. It is a transcript of the gene tdrd6a, whose product is annotated as tudor domain containing 6. Bases 1435 to 8061 code for a protein of 2208 amino acids. The transcript is spliced from 24 exons. The record is from RefSeq and is a predicted model, not a curated record. NCBI's taxonomy places the organism in Eukaryota, Metazoa, Chordata, Actinopteri, Siluriformes, Bagridae.
UUAUUAUAUUACAUAGCACAAGCACAUUUUACGUUUGUGUGUUUUAAACAACCCAAAACAAUGAAACCAAAUCAUUAUGAUGUAUUUUAUAAAUGUGUAUGACACCCUUCCUCCAGUAGAAAUGAUAUAUGAAAUUUGAUCAUAAGUGCCCACUGGAGACAGGAGAUGCCAGGUAUAAAACCCUAUGUGUUUUGGCUGAUAAUUAGUGAUCGGAUCAAUAAUUAUCGAUGUUAAUACCAGGUCGUUUUGUACAACUACAGUAUACUUAGUUUAUACUUACUGAAAUAAAAUACAUAAAUAAUUUUUUUAAUAAAAUGCAUCUCCUCUGACAUUACUUCAGUGUUAUCCAGAUCAAUUUCAACCUUAGAUUUUGCCUCCUGGUCCUGUUAACAUGUUAAAGCUGUAUAUAUCAGGCCAAUGGAGAACUGUACCUUCUCCAGUGGUAUCACAGGUAUGAAAUCCAUUAUUAACAUGUUAAAGCUGUAUAUCUCAGGCCCAUGCGUACUCUCAAAGUACAUAUAAAAUGAAAUAAAUACAAAACUGUACCCUGCUCCAGUGGUAUCACAGGUAUGAAAUCCAUCAGCUCAUCCACCUGCUCACAUGUCUUAGUCACAUGUUCUAAUGUUAGUGUACAGUAAAACAUACAAAGUAUAUGAUCUACCACUUUAAAGAUAAUCCUAAUAAGCCAUAUUAAUUACUUUCAGAUUCAGACACGAGUCAUGUAAACAGUCCAGCUCUCUGGCUUGAGUCUGUAGUAACAGGUAAAAGAAAUCAUAGGCAAUCAUAAAUCAUAAGCCUUUGUUUAAACCUUUAUGAAUAUCAAGACUGCAUUCUCUCACAAAUUCUUAAAACUUGACUAAAUUUACCUGUUCCUCACUGAGGACUAGAUCUGUCCCAGCACCAGGUUCUUUAUCCUCCUCAUCAUGAUGGAUGACUAUUCAAAUAGACCAAACAAUAUGAUCAAUUUUAAAACACACACACACAGUUUAAUAAAUAAUGCAUUCAGAUGUGAUGAAUCUUACAGAAUGAUCGUGACACACACACGGUUUAGUAAGUGCAUGUUUAUUUGGUUUAGUGUUUUUAUAGAGUCAACUUGACUGACUUUAAAAUGUAAAUGAAUGUAAAGGCGUUGAGCCUGUAUACUCAUAACUACUGUGAAAUGUUGUGUGUUUGUUUAGUGAUUAUUUAAAGUGCGUUUUGUUGUAGGAUCUCUCUGCCCUGCUCUCUGCUCCGGUACAGCAGUAAGUGUCCGCCCUGAUUAAAUGCGCGUGCGGUUUCUCGUGUUUUCUCAGUGAGAGCGGCCUGUGAACACUGAGCGAGCUGAAGCCCUGUGUCCUGUAACCACUUCUGGAGCCAUGGAUAUGACAAAAUACCAUGUCAUCAGUUAUUAAACAUUUCUUGAAUUUGAAAACCUAAAACCUGGAAAACAGCACAAUGUGUUCAAUACCUGGACUCCCUUCACCUGGCUCAAAUGUGACCGUGACCAUUACCAGAGUAAAUGUGAACCCUGAAUGUGUUCUGGUAGAGUUUUGGGGAAAUUUCGUCCAGGAUCAGAAACUUGCAUAUGAACAGAUGAAAAAAGAGAUUCAGUACCCCAAAAAAGCAUUUAUUGAAGGAGAUGGCAAGCCUGGCGACCUAUGUCUUGUACUGGUUUAUGAAACGUGGUACAGAGCCCGUAUUGUAUCAAGAAAUGGUGCUCACUAUAGUGUGUUUCUCAUUGAUGAAGGCAGAACACUUCAGGCUAAUACCAACAUUUUGGCGUGGGGCCAGACUGACUUUUUCAACCUGCCUCCUGAAAUAGAAUUUUGCAUUCUUUCCAAUGUCCUGCCAUUGUCUGACAAUCGAUGGUCAAAAUUAGCCUUGGGUUUCAUGAAAUCAUUCUGUGGGAAAGCAGUAACUGCCCAUGUUGUGGAUUUUGCCAUACCUCAGCGUACAUUUCUACUUAAUAUUCCAUGUCUCUCUAGGCAAAUGCAUGAGAUGGGGUUUGCUAAGAAAUUGUCAAACGAAGAGUUCAAAGACUUUGUUUCAAGGUCUUUCCAGUGGGAAACUGGUUCUGUUGAGCCGUUGAGGACUACAUCCACGGUAUAUGAACCACUUGAACCAAUCAAGACAGUGUGUUACAUGUAUCCAGAGCUACAAGCUGAAACCACUGAGACUGUGCUAGUCACAGAGGUAAACAGUCCUCUUCGUGUCUUCUGUCAGCUAAAGGUUUUCUCCCAGGAACUUAAGAAACUGACAGAGCAGAUAACUCGGCACUAUGAACAAACUGUUGGAUCUUCUUUUGCAAGACCUGAGAACUUGGGGGCUCCCUGUGCAUCAAGAGGAGCUGAUGGAAAGUGGUAUCGCUCUGUUUUGCAGCAAGUCAUAUCCACCAACAGUGUAGUUGAGGUGCUGCAUGUGGAUUAUGGUAAGAAGCAAUUUGUUCAAGUAGACCAUGUUAGACCCCUGGCCCCAGAAUUUUUCAGAAUGCCUGUUGUGACUUAUGUUUGCUCUCUUCAUGGAGUUAUUGAUCGAGGUGUUGGUUGGACAGUUUCACAGAUUGAUUAUCUGAAAUCCUUACUGCUUAACAGAACAGUUAUUGCCAAAUUUGAGUAUCAAAGCUUCUCUGAAGGUGUCCACUAUGUCACACUCUAUGGAGAGGAAAACACAAACAUAAACAAAUUAUUUGGUUCAAGGGAGAAGUGCUCAGUCGAUUCAGUGUGCCUUAAAGAUUAUACCAUACCCAAGAUUGGAACAUGCCAGAGGUGCCAGAUUUCAGUUAAAGGUGAAACACAAGGAACAGAGGGUUUGAAAGGGAUUUUUACAGAAAGUCUGUCACCUAAUACUGACUAUGUGGCUGUUGUGCAGCAUGUUGAAAGCCCCUCAAACUUUUGGAUCCAGACACAAAAAUAUGCUGCUGAGUUUGAGCUGUUAAUGCAUGACCUUACAGAGCUGUAUAGAGAUCAGACCAGAGCCAGUGGAUUGAUAAGAAAGCCUGUAGCUGGUAUUCUUUGUGUGGCCAAAGCUAAAGAUGGUAUGUUCUAUAGGGCAGCUAUUUGUGAAGUCGUUGAGACGAAGGCAGAGGUUUUCUUCCUGGAUUAUGGAAACAAAGAAUGGGUUGAGUGUAGCAACUUUCGCGAGUUGCCCCUCAGAUAUCAAAACAUACCGGCCUUGGCAAUUAAGUGUGCUCUUUACGGCAUUCAACCCAAAAGCAAAGAAUGGGAUCUAAAUGCUACGUUAUUCUUUGCUAAAGCUGUUGUGGACAAAGUUCUUGAUGUACAUAUACUUGCAAAAUCCCAAGACGCAUAUCUUGUCCAGGCCAUGGAUUCUAUGUUGUGUGGAGAAAAAGAUCUUUCAAAGCUGCUCUGUAGUGCAGGUUUUGCUGACAUGGAAGAUAAGGAUAAACCUGUGGUCAUGCCAUACAUUAAAGAGGUACAGGCUUCUGACAUGUUCAAGACCAGUGCUGUUUCACGGUCAUCCAUUUCUGCUUUCAAGGAGCAUUUGUUUCCAAUUGGAAGCUCAUUUGAUGUUACAGUAUCCUACAUUGAGAGUCCAAAUGACUUUUGGUGUCAGAAAGCUAAUGAUGCAAAAUGCCUUAAACUGCUAAUGCAAGAUCUACAAAGGUACUAUGCAAACUCUGAUUUUCAGCCUCCUUUAGAAGCCGCCUGUGUUGCUCGACAUCCUGAAAACAGAAUGUGGUUUCGAGCUUUGGUCAUCCAAAAGCACCAGACUUCUAAUGUAACUGUGCUCUUUGUUGAUUAUGGGGAAACAAAGAGCAUUCCCAUUCAUGACCUUCGCCGAAUUGAUCCAGAAUUCCUUCAGCUUAGAGGACAAGCUUUUCGAUGCUGCUUGUACAACUUGAGCUAUCCAGUCUCUCAUUCUUCUUUAGUAUGGAGUGCAGAUGCUACGUUGCAGUUUCGAGAAUUUGUGGACAAAGCGGCCUCAAUGAGUGUACUGUUGAAAUGUACUGUAUAUGCUGUAAUGUGUGACACUCGGAAAGUAAUGUUCAAUGUAGUGGACUUGGAGAGUCCAUUCCAAAGCAUCUGCAAACUUCUUGUCCAAAGAGGUCUCUCUGAGCAUGAAUGUAAAACAGUACCGCUGCCACCUUUAAGACUGGAUACAUACUACUACUCUUCUCACAGCAUCAAAACUGGAUCUGAAGAAAAUGUAUGCAUAACCUUUGUGAAAAAUGUCAACCACUUCUUUUGUCACCUGCAAAGAAAUUCUGUGCAGAUUGAUGAACUUGCAGAUAGAGUCAACAGCUUAUGCAGGGAGCUAGAGAGUAUUAACUGUCCUGAAUCCUUUGGAAAUGUUUGCUUUGCAAAACAUACUGAUGGGCUGUGGUACAGAGGACAAUUUAAAUCUAUAAAGCCUUCAGUUGUUGUCAACUUUGUGGAUUAUGGUGACACACAGCAAGUUGAGAAAUCAGACCUCCUUCCAGUUCCAGUUGAAGCAGCUGAAAUUAUGUCAAUACCUGUACAAGCAAUUGAGUGUGGGCUUUCUGAUUUGCCUGAAAAUGUUCCAAGUGAUGUAAAUAACUGGUUUAAAAGUUUUGUGACAAAUCGCCAGCUGAAAGCCUUGAUAGUAGCCAAAGAACCAUCUGGUAAAUUAAUUGUUGAGCUAUAUGAUGGAAAAACUCCAGUACAUGCAAUAAUCCGAGAGAAGUUUCACGUUGAAUUUGAGAGAAACAAGCAAAUUACUGUCAAAGAGCUUGAGGUCAAGGAGCAAUAUCAGUCAUUCAGUUUGUCUGAAAAACGGAAAGUACCACAGUGGACUCCUGAAAAACACUGGAGAUCUCAGAAAAAUGCUGACAUGGAAGAAUGCUCACGAAAAUUUCUUGAUGGGGACAUGAAAAGAGAUGUCACCCCAAUAACGCUGAAGCAUAGUGCCAGACCAAGUAUCCUUAAACUAAUUGAGCUCCCUGUAAAAGUCGUCGAACCCGGCCUAGAAGCUGAAGUAUUCAUCUCUCAUUGCAAUAGUCCUUUAAGCUUCUUUGUCCAAUUAGUAACAGAUGAAAACGUCCUUUGGUCUCUGGUGGAAAAAUUGAAUGAAGAUCAGUCAAACCAUGUACCUGUUAACCCCAGUGAACUCUGUGAAGGGGACUUAGUUUGUGCAGAGUACCCUGAUGAUAACUGUUGGUACCGUGCAGUUGUAAGAAAAGCACUGGUUGACACAGCUGAUGUAGAAUUUGUUGACUUCGGAAAUACUGCUGAAGUUUCAGUCUCAAAAAUAUGCAUUCUGGAAAAAAUGUUCUCCCAGCCAAGGUAUAGCAUUCAUUGCUCACUGACUGGAGAGGUAAAUAUUGACACUGAUUUGGCCUCUAAUUUCAAGACUGAAAUAGAAAAGAAUGCUGAUAGGUUUUUAUGUAAAUUUAUUCAGCAGUCAGGUUCUGUAUGGGAGGUCGAACUUAAAGUCAAUGGUGAGCUGCUGGGAUCUGCUGUCUCCAAAGAUACAAACGUAAUAACUGAAACAGGUGUACCCAAGAGUCCAGAUACUGACUUCAAUCUGUUUACUUAUAAAAAUCCUGACAUAUCAACUGGACAGGUCAUUUCCGUAUAUGCCUCAGUCAUUAUUGGGCCACAGCUCUUCUGGUGUCAGUAUGCAGAGGCUGAAAAGCUGCAGGAGAUUUCUGAUAUAAUCCAAAAGAUUGGUGGUAAUUUGGAAAGCAGAGAUUUGAACGUUGAAACCCUACCAGUUGGAAGUGGAUGCAUUGCCCUUUUUGAUGAGGACCAACUAUGGUAUCGUGCAAAGGUAACCUCAGUUGAGAAGGACACACUCUCUGUUCUGUUUGUUGACUAUGGUAAUGAUUCAAAAGUUAAAAUGAGUGACAUUAGAUCACUUCCACUUGAGAUGUUUGAUAUACCUCCUCAGGCAUUUGCCUGUCAGCUUGAUGGUUUUGAUGUCUUGGAGGGGUCCUGGGAUGACAAGGCAGCAGAUCAGUUCUUUGAGCUAAUCAAUGACCAACUCUUGAAAGUCACAAUUUUGAACCUGGCCAGUUCAUCUGAUAUGGCCAUUCCUUAUUUUGUUAAGUUGGAACGGGAGGAACUUCUCGUCAAUGAUGCAAUGAAAAAAUGGUGGGCUCAAAAUAGCAAGAGGACAUCAUUUGAACUGACAAUUGCACCACCUGCAGAUUUGACUACUGUGACUGAAGCGUCCUCUCUCUGUGUAACUGAACCUGUAGUCAAACCCAAGGACUCCCUUUGUGUAGACAUGGAGUAUCUGCACAAUGGCACUUGCAUUUCUCCGCUCAAAAUGCAGGUAGAAUGUGUUGGCACUUUGGCUGAACAUGAGGAGCAAGCUGGAUCCACAGAGUUAGUAGAUAAAAGAAAUGUUGCUGUGGGUAAGAUAUUUUCUCAAGAUGAUCACAACUUGUCUUCAGCAGGCAUUGAAAAGCCUGAGAAUUAUGGCAAAAGUAUCAAUGUGAAGAAUACAAAUGUAAACACAGAUAUUUCAGACAUUCAACACAGUCAACCAGCGGAUGUUCACGGAGAAUGCCUCUUGGACUCCCGAGACUUUACAAAUAAAGGAGCAUUAACAGAUUCUCUGGAGCAUACUGAUGAGACCCAACUGGAAACUGCAUCUACAGAAAGUCCGUCCUGUGAUGAGGUCUGUGAAAAUGUGUGUGGAUCAGUUUCUGAACACAAAGAUGAUAAGACUGAGUCUGGUCAUGAGAUCAUUAAGUCAGACUUGGGAAAGAUAAGGAGGGCUGCUGAGAGCAUCACCGUUGGGUCCGAUUGUGUGAUCUGGUCUCAUGUACACAACUGUUGGUGCAGAGCUCGAACUUUAAAGAUUUCUGAUGAUUCUACAUUGGUACUCCUUUUGGACCAUGAUUUUAUGAUGAUGGUGGAUGCAAUGAACAUUUUUGAAAUUGUACCAGAAGAAUCAUUGCCGGCUGAAAAGAAAAUGGAGCUUGGAGCUCUAACCUGUGUUGCUUCUCAUUACUCAUCUGUCAUAGAUUGUCAUGAUGAGGUGGAUAAAAAACUUGGCACUGGGACGGAUCUCGUCAUCAGUGAGGAACAGACUCAAGGCAAAGAGCUGGACUGUUUAGGUGACUUGGUGUCUGAAUCUGAAAAAGCUUUGCAGGAAGAUGCGAAUCAGUGUCCAGAUUUAGACCUUUAUGCUCCUGAGGAAACGAGUCAGUUGUUUAUUGCAGAUGAUUUAUGUGAACCAGAAAUGGAGAUGGAUAAAAAACAAGAACUAGCACAGAAUGUAUGCAGUGCUAUGGUCCAGGCUGAAGAAGCAGAGCAUAAUGCUGUUAAAUGUUUUUCCUCUGAAGAACCUACUGAAACUGAUGAACAACCUACUGCUUGUGUAGAUGUCAUCACCCAGGAAACUGAGGAACAGCCUCAAGACAAAGAGUGUGACUCCUGUGUCGGUGACUUGGUGGCAGAUACUGAACAACUGAUGCAACAAGAUGUUAUUCAAGGUCCAGAUUUAGGCCUUGAGACUCCUCAGGAAAUGAGCAAGAUUACAGAGGAUUCAGUUGAGCAAAGUGAACCAGCUGUGGGAGUGAGUCCAGCACUAGUAGCAGCACAAGAUUUAAGCUGUGCUGUGAAAGUCCAGGUUCAAAUUGAAAAAGAUACUGUGGAGACGAGUCCUCCAAUAGAGGAACAGGAAGGACAUGGGACCAAGACAUGCGAACAGGUAGAUGAGCUGAUGAGUUUCAUAUCUGCGACACCACUGCAGAAGGAUCAGGAAACAGAAUCUAAGGAUGAAACUGAUCUGGAGAAUUUUGGUGUAGCGUCACAGGAGAAGGCUCUGGAUGUGGAACUUGGUGCUGAUCAUGAUUUGGCUGCCGUAAUUGAAGUGACUGCUGAUGUUAUUGACUUUGUGAGUGAAACCGAACAGGGGUCAGAUACUACAUCAGACACCAUUAAAGUCAAUGUGGUGGAGACCGAACGUCUGGCUGCCGAUACAGUGUCUUCUGACUUGCAGAAAUCACCUGAUACAGAGGAACCAAGAGCUUCAACGGUCACACAUCUGACCCUUAGAAUUCAGGACACAUCUGAUGAUGACAUCAUCUUUGUGAAACAGUGGCAGGUUUCCCCAACUGAGGGAAAUGAUCCCAGUUGCCAAGAUUAGCUGUUUGAUUACUUGAUUAAACAGUUUUACUCUGUGUCAGGUUGCAAUUGGCCACUUGUUUGUUCUGACCAUCCCCACUCAAUUUAGCACUUAAGCACAGAAUUUCAGUGUUUUGUGGUGUUCUUGAAAUUUUCCUUUCUUUCACUGAAAGAUUUAUCUCUUUCUUUUUGUGUUUCUUGUUAUUAAGAUGUAUUCAGAAUAUAUUAUUAUAUUAAGAUAUAUUCUGUUCAGAAGCAACAUUAAUGGAUGGAAAUGCCUCAUUAUGAUUUUGUUUCAUUGUUUUGGGUUUAAAACAUGAAGUGUAAAUGUUCUUGUGCUACAAAUGAGGGGGAAAAUCUUGUGUAAUGUCUGAUAUUUUUCCUUUUUUAUAGUACAAUUUUGUACACAUUGACCUGAUUCUCGUUCGUUACAGUUCAGAAUGUCAGGGAAAAUAGUUUCACAGGUGGUUUUGACAUUAAACAAUGUCCACA